Molecule: messenger RNA, 708 nt
Organism: Boleophthalmus pectinirostris (great blue-spotted mudskipper)
Lineage: Eukaryota; Metazoa; Chordata; Actinopteri; Gobiiformes; Gobiidae
Gene: fgfbp3
Product: fibroblast growth factor binding protein 3
Exons: 2
Coding region: 1-708 (235 amino acids)
Biological process (GO): cell-cell signaling
Molecular function (GO): growth factor binding
Source: RefSeq, a predicted model, not a curated record
AUGAGUUCGGUACCAGUCAGUGUCCUGCUCCUGGUGCUCCUGAGCCUGCCCGCUCUCCCCGAGGCCAAGCGCCAGCCCGGGCAACCCAAACCAGACAAACCCCGUCAGCCCCCGCCCUCCACAGCGCCCCCCACCAGACGAGCCCGGAACCGCUCUGUGCCCAGCUCUGGAGAACUUAGCACCAAGGACGGCCACCGCUGCAUCUGGCAAACAUCUGGAGAAGGUCUGGUGAGCCUCACGGUCAACUGCACUGUUGAGAACAAGGGAGAGCAUUACUACUGGUGCAGAUACGCUGGUAAACCCGACCUGUGCGAGGCUUAUGGGGUCAAGUCCAGCCAGUACUGGAAGCAGCUGGUGGGAAAACUGAAGAAGAGACAAAAUGCCUGUGAAGGAGAGAAGGUCCUGAAGGCCAAGACCUGCAAAAAGGCUCCAGCAGAAGCCCACAUGAAGCUGGCCCAGCACAGCACCGAGGAGGAGAGGAAGGGGAGGAAGAAGGGAGGGGCCACCAAGAGCUCAGAGCCGGGCAAAACAGAUCGGAGGAAGAAGAAGGAGGAGGGUGGGGUGGGCUCAGAGGAGGUGAAGAGCUCUGCUGAGAGGACUGAUCUUCACGAGGACGGCAUGCUCAGUGACAUGGCCCCGGUCCAGAGCUUCUGUGGCGAUGGCUGGCACUCCGUCUGCUCUUUCUUUGUCAGGUUCUUUGAAGGAUGA